Echinops telfairi (small Madagascar hedgehog) is the source of this 4245-nucleotide messenger RNA. RefSeq names its product mitogen-activated protein kinase kinase kinase 3 (gene MAP3K3). The transcript has 16 exons. Gene Ontology annotation, molecular function: ATP binding; protein kinase activity; protein binding. Gene Ontology annotation, biological process: protein phosphorylation. Lineage: Eukaryota; Metazoa; Chordata; Mammalia; Afrosoricida; Tenrecidae. The record is from RefSeq and is a predicted model, not a curated record. The coding region runs from base 22 to 1965 and encodes 647 amino acids.
CAAGAAGCGUUGGAUUCGAUCAUGAAGGAUUUGGUGGCCCUCCAGAUGGGCCGACGCUCCCGGCUACCUGGAUAUGAGACCAUGAAGAACAAGGACACGGGCCACCCAAAUAGACAGAAAAAGCACAACAGCAGCAGCCCAGCCCUUCUGAACAGCCCCUCAAUAACCACAAGCUCAUGUGCAGGGGCCAGUGAGAAAAAGAAAUUUUUGAGUGACGUCAGAAUCAAGUUCGAGCACAACGGGGAGAGGCGGAUUAUCCCGUUCAGCCGGCCAGUAAGAUAUGAAGAUGUGGAGCACAAGGUGGCAGCGGUGUUUGGGCAGCCUCUCGAGCUACAUUACAUGAACAAUGAGCUCUCCAUCCUGCUGAAAAACCAAGAUGACCUUGAUAAGGCAAUUGACAUUUUGGAUAGAAGCUCAAGCAUGAAAAGCCUUAGGAUACUGUUGCUGUCCCAGGACAGAAACCACACCAGUUCCUCCCUGCACUCCGGGGUGUCCAGGCAGGUGCGGAUCAAGGCUUCCCAGUCCGCCAGCGAUAUAAAUACCAUCUACCAGCCUCCUGAGCCCAGAAGCAGGCACCUCUCUGUUGGCUCCCAGAACCCCGGCCGGAGCUCACCUCCCCCUGGCUAUGUACCUGAGCGGCAGCAGCGAAUCGCCCGGCAGGGCUCCUACACCAGCAUCAACAGUGAGGGGGAGUUCAUCCCAGAGACCAGCGAGCAAUGCAUGCUGGAUCCUCUGAGCAGUGCUGAGAAUUCCUUGUCAGGGAGCUGCCAGUCUUUGGACAGGUCAACAGACAGCCCAUCCUUCCGGAAGUCACGAAUGCCCCGUGCACAGAGCUUCCCUGACAACAGGCAGGAGUACUCUGAUCGGGAAACUCAGCUCUAUGACAAAGGAGUCAAAGGCGGGACCUACCCCAGGCGCUACCACGUGUCUGUGCACCACAAGGACUACAACGAUGGCAGAAGGACAUUCCCGAGAAUACGUCGCCAUCAAGGCAACUUGUUCACACUGGUGCCCUCCAGCCGCUCCAUGAGCACCAACGGCAAGAACCUGGGCUUGGCCGUGCAGUACCUGGACCCCCGUGGGCGCCUGCGGAGUGCAGACAGCGAGAACGCCCUUUCUGUGCAGGAGAGGAACGUGCCAACCAAGUCGCCGAGUGCCCCCAUCAAUUGGCGCCGGGGGAAGCUCCUGGGCCAGGGUGCCUUCGGCCGGGUCUAUCUGUGUUAUGAUGUCGACACGGGGCGUGAACUCGCUUCCAAGCAGGUCCAGUUUGACCCAGACAGUCCUGAGACAAGCAAGGAGGUGAGCGCACUGGAGUGUGAGAUCCAGCUGCUGAAGAACUUGCAGCAUGAGCGCAUCGUGCAGUACUACGGCUGCCUGCGCGACCGCGCCGAGAAGACGCUCACCAUCUUCAUGGAGUACAUGCCGGGGGGCUCAGUGAAAGACCAGCUGAAGGCCUACGGGGCUCUGACCGAGAGCGUGACCCGCAAGUACACCCGGCAGAUCCUGGAGGGCAUGUCCUACCUGCACAGCAACAUGAUUGUUCACCGGGACAUCAAGGGAGCCAACAUCCUCCGGGACUCUGCGGGGAACGUGAAGCUGGGGGACUUUGGGGCCAGCAAGCGCCUGCAGACCAUCUGCAUGUCGGGGACUGGCAUGCGCUCAGUCACAGGCACCCCCUACUGGAUGAGCCCCGAGGUCAUCAGCGGCGAGGGCUACGGAAGGAAGGCGGACGUGUGGAGCCUGGGCUGCACUGUGGUGGAGAUGCUGACAGAGAAGCCACCUUGGGCAGAGUAUGAAGCCAUGGCUGCCAUCUUCAAGAUUGCCACGCAGCCCACCAACCCACAGCUGCCCUCCCACAUCUCGGAGCAUGGGCGGGACUUCCUGCGGCGCAUUUUUGUGGAGGCCCGCCAGAGACCCUCGGCUGAGGAGCUGCUCACACACCACUUUGCACAGCUCGUGUACUGAGUGCGCGGCCACGCUGCUGCCAGCCGCCCCCCACCCCCUAUGCCGUACCGUGCUGUGGGCAAGGGCUGCUGGGGCUCAGCAAAGCUGCUGCUGCUCCCCUGCCAGGCUGGGGACCCGCCUGCCGCAGGCCAGCCAGCAUCUGCUGGGCCGUUUCUGCUCCCGGACUCAGCCUCAAGGACCAGAAGCCCCAGCCUGCCUAGACCAGCAGGCUCCAGCGUCCUGAGCUCAGCGCCGAGGAGAAGGGACCAGGAACUGUGUGCGAGGCGACUACGGCCCAGCCUCAGAGCUGUGUCCUGACCCGGCAUCGGUGUCUCGUCCCCGGGUCUGGGCGCGGGGCUGACGCAGGGGGUGAAUAGUGUUACUUCCUUCCAAGUGUUACUUUGUUUCUGGAGGCCAGCAUGGGUGGCCCUGGGCUGGGUGCACCCACCCGAGUCUGCAAUCAGGCCCAGCCUCCCCGCCGCCAGUGGAAGGCAGAGGCCAGGGCGGCCCCGCCCCAGGCCAGCUUUGCCCAUUACCAAAGAUGAAUGACACAAACGUCAUGCCUUAUUCAGGGAAGGAGGCACCUGAUCUUCUUGCCCGUGACCCUGCCCCGCCCCCCAAGCAGGGCCCUGAGGUGUGGAAUUGCCCCCAGUGGGGGGCGAGGUGGGGGACCCAGUGUUGUCAAUGCAGUUGCCUCUGUUUUACAAGUUGGAGUCACUCUUAGGCUGACACCAUUUCUGAACUGGAGACCUGGGCGCCCUCGGCUCCGGGACCUGCUGUGCGCCUGGGCUGGGAGAGCUCGGCCUGGGCCUGUGUUCCUGGCCAGGUAUCUGUUCCCUGGAGCAGCAGGACAGACAGACUCCACAGGCAGGCCUCUGGCCCAAAUGGCUGCCCCGAGCCCUGACCUGAGGACCCCCUUCAAGCUGGGGGCAGUGUCCGCACCCCGCUGGGCCAGAGCCCCUUCUAGCAGCUGUGCACUCUGCCAGGCUGGCUAUCCAACAAGGGCUCGGCCUCCGCCUCCAGUCCUGCCUUGCUCCUCCCUGGGUGGUGGUGUGGCAGAGAGGCAGCACCUUGAGGUUGCGGGGAACAGUGUCUCCAGGCAGCUUCGAGUCGGCCAUGUUUACCUCAGCCUGGGCGCUGGUCCUUUCUUCCAGCCCCUCCCUCCGAAAUGUGCCUAUUGCUAAGCUCCUCCCCCUGGACUCCCCGCUCCCAUGGGAGCUGUCGUUCAGGGGGGCAGGCCAGUGCCUGGGGACCAGGCAGCUCCUCGAUGGCCAUGCCCACUUCCCCUCGGGCGCCCGAACAAGCCAAAGCCUUCGUUGUCUGUCGACGAUGCACUUUUAUGAAUGUAGUUCCUAUCGCUGUUUAGCCCUUUCACAUCACGUCAUGUGAGGCCUUGUACUUGUUAAUUUAUAUCUCAGAUCCUGUCUGAUGGUUUUUAUAUAUACUCAUUCUAGACUGCUACAGGAGACGGGCGCCUCGAGAGAGGGGAGAACACCAGAGCAGCUGGUUUUGAAGAAAUGUGUAUUGCACAGUGCAACCGGGGCCUGGGACCCCACCCCACCCGGGGCCCCGGCCCCCGGCCCCUCCUCUCGACCACAGCUGCUGUGCUGCAGCUCGGCCCCUCUGUGACCCUGCCCUGAUGGACCCCACCUGAGGCAGGAGCACUCUUCUUCGCUCCCACCCCCCACCCCAGCCCCCGUCCCCAAAGGAGACAAUAAGGUGCCCGUGCUGACAAGACGACUCUUUGGGUCCCGGGUUCAAGCUCCCCCAUAGCUCCCUCACUCGCACCCCUGGGGGGUCUUACCUCACAGGGAGGUAUCCUACAAAUGAAUUUGAAAACAAGCCAACAAACCCUGCACUUCAAAAACAAAAACAAUUUCUUUGUGCCAAAAACUGGUCAUCCUGGCUCAGCAUCCUCAGGACCAAGCUGUUGCUUAAUUUUAACUUAUUUUUUGAAUAAUCCAGAUGACAAGUCCUGGGGCCCUCGGAAGCCUGGGACCCUGGGCUCUGAAAGGCAUCUUCCCAGCAGCCCUAGGCUUGCUGAGGGAAGGGGCCAAGCCGCCAUUUUCUCUUCAUUCCGUGAGCCUGUCUGCCUGGGCCAGCCCAGCUGGGAGAGGCCGGGGCUGGGGUCGGCCCUCUCUGCCAUCGCUCUUGCCUCCCACGGGCCCCCAGCUCUGUCUGCUGUGGAACGUGCAGAAGAACCUGCAGCCAGAGGUAGUUAAGUAGAUCUUGACCGAGGGCUUGCAGUGCAAAGCCAGGCCAGUGUCGUGCAUUACUUUACAAUAAAAGGGAUCAUUUACA